AUGUCAAAUCAUUCAUUUGAUGCUAAAAGCUUACUAUACACCAUGAUUGAUAUGCAAACCAUUCAAUUGGUCUCAAUUCUUGGUGUUGGUGCUUACGGUGUUGUUUAUCUAGGUCGUCAUGUCUACAGUCGAAAGCAUUAUGCAGUCAAACUGCUCACACAUCUUCAUAUCAGCUAUAAAGAAGUCGAUGUCCAUGCCUAUCUCUCAGGACAUCCCAACAUUCUCAAAUUCGAAAAGGUUGUAUUUGAAGCUGAAAAAACAUUUAUGGUGAUUGAAUACACACCAGAGGGUGAUUUAUUCUCUGCCAUCACUCGGCCUCAUAAUAACAUUGUGGGUAAUAACCAGGCCAUUCGUCACAUAUUUCUACAAAUACUGGAUGCAGUUCAUUAUUGCCAUGAGCAUCAUAUCUCACAUCGUGACCUAAAGCCUGAAAAUAUCAUGCUUGGAUCCAAAUUGCAAGUCAAAUUAGCAGAUUUUGGUUUGGCCACUUUGGAUCACGUUUCUAACGAAUUCGGAUGCGGAUCUACCUUUUAUUUUUCUCCAGAAUGUCAAGGAGGUUCAACUAGAAUCAAGGGUUACAAUACACAGAAAAAUGAUAUAUGGAGCUUAGGAAUUAUUCUGAUCAACUUGACAGCAGGCAGAAACCCAUGGAAGCAGGCCCACACACGCAAUGCAGCGUUUGCCAACUAUGUACGCAAUCCACGACAUUUCUUUCGUACCAUCUUGCCUUGCAUUUCAGACGAAUUGGAACGGAUCCUGUUACGGAUCUUUUGUCUGAAUCCAGUUAAACGUAUUUCACUGCGGGAGUUACGCCAUCGUAUCCUAAAGUGCCAAUCGUUCGUAGUUCCACAACAGCAGCAGCAUUAUCAUGCACCACCACCAACACUACAAGAAGAGGACUUUAAAAAUUCACACUGCAACAUGGCCCAUACAGACUCAGUAGCCCAAACCAUGCUACAGUAUGUGGGUGGUUUUAUAGAUAAUUAA
Molecule: messenger RNA, 987 nt
Organism: Mucor mucedo
Lineage: Eukaryota; Fungi; Mucoromycota; Mucoromycetes; Mucorales; Mucoraceae
Product: kinase-like domain-containing protein
Exons: 2
Coding region: 1-987 (328 amino acids)
Biological process (GO): protein phosphorylation; intracellular signal transduction
Molecular function (GO): protein serine/threonine kinase activity; ATP binding
Source: RefSeq, a predicted model, not a curated record